Molecule: messenger RNA, 914 nt
Organism: Manihot esculenta (cassava)
Lineage: Eukaryota; Viridiplantae; Streptophyta; Magnoliopsida; Malpighiales; Euphorbiaceae
Product: cytokinin riboside 5'-monophosphate phosphoribohydrolase LOG1
Exons: 6
Coding region: 137-898 (253 amino acids)
Biological process (GO): cytokinin biosynthetic process
Cellular component (GO): cytosol; nucleus
Molecular function (GO): hydrolase activity, hydrolyzing N-glycosyl compounds
Source: RefSeq, a predicted model, not a curated record
UAGGCUGCCAAAAAAGGCAAGUCUUUGCAGAUUCAAAGGCCAAUUGUGUCUCUUGCUUCCCCAUCUCACUUGUACUAUUUCUAGCCCCCCUCUCCCUCGUCUGCUCUCUCUCUUUCUCUCUGAAUCCAUCAAAAGAAUGGAAGGAGAAAAUAGAAAAUCUGCAGCAAGUGAAGAGAGAAGGAGGUUUAAGAAGAUAUGUGUCUUCUGUGGGAGUAGAGCUGGAUACAAAUCUUCAUUUGGUGAUGCUGCCCUUCAACUUGGUAAAGAACUGGUUGAAAGAAAGAUUGAUUUGGUCUAUGGUGGGGGAAGUGUAGGCCUUAUGGGUUUGAUCUCACAAACUGUGUUUAAUGGAGGCUGCCAUGUUCUUGGGUAUAUAAAUAUUUCCUUUACACUGAUUUCCUUUUGGUUUCUGUUAGAAAACUUGACAUUGUGUUCAUGUAUUGCUUUAUAUAGAGUGAUGCCCAAAGCUCUGAGGCCUCAUGAGAUAUCAGGAGAAACCGUAGGAGAAAUGAAAACUGUUGCAGACAUGCACCAGAGAAAAGCAGAAAUGGCAAGACAUGCAGAUGCUUUCAUUGCACUUCCUGGUGGCUAUGGAACCUUGGAAGAAUUGUUAGAGAUAAUUGCCUGGUCUCAGCUAGGAAUUCAUGAUAAACCAGUGGGAUUGUUAAAUGUAGAUGGAUAUUAUAACAGCUUGCUUGCCUUGUUUGAUAAGGGAGUUGAAGAAGGUUUCAUUGAAGAUAAUGCAAGGCAUAUUGUGGUCAUAGCAGAAACAGCAGCAGAACUCAUCAAGAAGAUGGAGGAGUAUACACCAGGCCAUGACAAGGUUGCACCCAGACAAAGCUGGGAAGUGGACAAGUUAUUAGAGUCUACCAAAAGUGGGGAACCUCUAGGAUCUUAGAUCUUGAGAAGCCAUA